AUGCUUAUAUCCUAUCAAAACUAUCCUCUUCUCUUCCUUCAAUCACGCUCUCUCUCAAACAUAGAUCUCAUCAUUGGAGCGGAUCACUAUGGGCAAUUACUUCAACCAGACAUCAUUAAAGGAACGGAAUCAUCACUCACUGCUCAAAAAACACUCUUUGGUUGGGUCAUUCUUGGACCUGUCAAGGUUUCCUCACCACAAGCUUGUCAAUCUUAUCAUCUCUCGGUCAAUCAUGAACUCAAUGAUCUACAAGACCUUCUUACUAAAUUUUGGGUUCAGGAGGAAGUACCACUCAAGGAAAAGGACUCACUCACACCGGACGAAUUAGAGUGUGAAACUCAUUUUCAAAAUACUCAUUCACGGGACUCAACUGGAAGGUACAUCGUACGACUACCACUUAAUCAACCUGCAAGUCAACUGGGCGACUCACUACUUACUGCUCAACGAUGUUUAAAAUCAAUGCUCAAUCGGAUCUUAAAAAAUCCAAUUUAUGGGGAUCUCUAUCAUGCUUUUCUCAAAGAGUACGAAAAGGACAAUCAUAUGGUUCGUGCUCCAUCAACUGAUCAAUUAUCACAAGUGUACUAUCUACCUCAUCACGGCGUACUCAGGGAACAAAGUACAACCACAAAGUUAAGGGUUGUAUUUAACGGAUCAAGCUCAACCAGCUCAGGUUACUCUCUCAAUGACAUUCUUCACACAGGGGCGAAACUUCAAAAGGAUAUUUCAGACGUGCUACUCUGGACCAGAAGGUUCAAAUACAUCUUCUCAACAGACAUUACAAAAAUGUUUCGUCAAAUCAAGGUCCAUCAACUUGACUGGGAUCUUCAACGGAUUUUAUGGAUAGAUAGCAAUCAACAGGAGGUACCAUAUCAACUCACGACUGUCAGUUACGGGACGAAAUCAGCACCUUUUUUGGCAGUUCGUGCAAUUUUGCAACUUAUUCAGGAUGAAGGUCAUUUCUUUCCUCUAGCGGUACCUGUACUCAUCAAUGGUAGAUAUGUAGACGAUAUUUACGGCGGAGCUGAUCAACUCAAGGAACUUAUUCCCAUUGCUCAACAAACGGAGGAACUUCUCAAUCGGGGAGGCUUUCCAUUAGCCAAAUGGCAAAGCAAUCAUCCUGAUUUGGUUAAAAUCAUUGCACCUGGACAAAUUUCAUCACAAACUCAUUUAUUUGAAAGCAAUAUCACAAAGGUACUUGGUCUCUCAUGGUGCACUCAAGAUGACUGUUUCAAGUUCACAACACAAAUCUCUACUCAAUCUAUGGAACGGAUUACUAAACGAUCUAUACUCUCAGAAGUGGCUCAAUUGUUUGAUCCACUUGGAUUUCUUUCACCUUUCACUAUUCGGGCUAAGAUAUUAUUACAGGAACUCUGGCUCGAAAAAAUCGGAUGGGAUGAAUUAAUCUCGGAAUUACUCAUCAAAAAAUGGCUCAAAUUCAAAAGGGAAUUUUCUCAACUAUCAACAAUCUCAAUACCUCGAUGGCUUUAUCUCACAUCAUCCUCAACGGUGGAACUUCACGGAUUCUCGGAUGCUUCUCAAUUUGCAAUGUCAGCAGUCAUCUUUAUCAAAUCAACAGAACUAGGACUCAAACCACAAAUCAACCUCAUCUGUGCAAAAACCAAGGUUGCACCACUCAAACGGAUCACCAUUCCAAGGUUGGAACUCACAGCAGCGCAAUUAUUAACAAGACUUAUGGCUUACACUCAACGGUCGCUGGAUUUACCACAUGUACCGGUCUUCAUGUGGACAGAUUCUCAAGUGACUCUAAAUUGGAUCCAAAGUCACCCAUCACGUUGGAAAGAUUAUGUUCGGAACAGGGUUUCAUUCAUUCAAGACCAAUUACCUCAUGCUCAAUGGCGGUUUAUCAAGGGUAAGGAAAAUCCAGCAGAUUGCGCAUCAAGAGGUUUGGCAAUCUCACAACUAAAGGAUCAUACUCUCUGGUGGAACGGACCCUCUUGGCUAUCGGACUCAUCGGAUCAAUGGCCAUCCCCAAAGCUCAAGGAAGAUUCAUCAGCUCAACUCGAAGAGCGGCCAGGACUCUCUCUCAUGGUUUCAACAGAUCCUCAUUCUCAACUCUGGGAUUUAAUAGAGCGGUACUCAUCCAUUAAACGACUGUUGAGAAUUACCUCAAUCUGUUUCAGGGUCAUAAAUACUCUCAAACAAAUUCCACAAUCAUCUCUGGCAACUCCACUCACUCCUGGCGAUCUCAACAAAUCACUUCUUUACUGGGUUCGAGUCACUCAAGCGGCAUAUUUUUCAAUGGAAUUGAACAACAUCAACAUGGAUCGAAAUCUUCCAUCUGCUCAUCCUCUCACUCGUCUAACUGCAUAUAUCGACAACCAAGGAAUACUCAGAGUUGGCGGACGACUCAGGCAUUCAAACUUCGAUGUGGAUUACAAAAACUCCAUGAUUUUACCAAAACAAUCAGCUCUCACCACUCUCAUUAUCUCAGAAGCUCAUGAUCGAACUUUACAUGGUGGAACACAACUCACUUUAUCUCACAUCAGACAAAGGUUUUGGAUCAUCGGUGGACGACAAGCAGUAAAAUCUUACAUUCUCAAAUGUGUCAAGUGCGCACGUCAACGAGGAAUUCGUGCUCAACAACUCAUGGGACAACUGCCUCUGUCAAGGAUCACACCUUCCCGACCAUUUCUCGCUACUGGCGUUGACUAUGCUGGACCUAUCUCAGUCAAGGCUUGGAAGGGAAGAGGUGCCAAAUCAGAAAAGGGUUGGAUUUGCAUCUUCGUGUGUUUCUCAACAUCAGCUAUUCAUUUGGAAGCGGUAACAGACUAUUCAACAGAUGGAUUCAUGGCUGCAUUUAGACGAUUCACUGGUCGGCGAGGUAUCUGCCACACUCUUUACAGUGAUUGUGGUAAAAAUUUCAAAGGGGCAGAAAACGAACUCAAGCUACUCUUUCAGGCUGGGACUCAAUCAUAUAAGGAAUUAUCUCAUCUUCUGACUUCUGAUGGAACCACAUGGAAAUUCAAUCCUCCAGCGGCAUCUCACAUGGGUGGAAAGUGGGAAGCGGGCGUCAAGUCAGUUAAAUUUCACCUUCGGCGGACAAUCGGCGAGACGAUUUUAAGCUAUGAAGAAUUUACGACUCUUCUAGUACAGAUCGAGGCGGUGCUCAAUUCUCGUCCUAUGGAACCACUCUCGGAUGACCCUGAAGAUUUCUCAGUUCUCACGCCAGGCCAUUUUCUCAUUGGAAAUUCACUCACGACAAUCCCAGAACCAUCUCUCAUUGAUACUCACAUCUCAGUUUCAUCUCGAUGGAAACUCAUUCAACAAAAAUUGCAAUUUUUCUGGUCAAAGUGGUCUGCAAACUAUCUUCAACGGCAACAAUCAAUUUCAAAAUGGCAUCACCCCUCAAAUCAACUCAAAAUUGGUUCUAUGGUAUUACUCACUGACGAGAGGUUUCCUCCCGCUAAAUGGCCUCUUGCUCGCAUUUUGGAACUUCAUCCCGGAAAGGAUGGACUCACGAGAAUUGUCACUAUCAAAACAGCUACAUCAACACUCAAACGGCCAAUUCAUAAAUUGGCUAUUCUUCCCAUCUCAGUGGACGACAAUUCAACUUCGGAUGGAGAUUCAUCGUAA
Messenger RNA from Leptopilina boulardi, 3594 nucleotides. RefSeq lists its product as uncharacterized. NCBI's taxonomy places the organism in Eukaryota, Metazoa, Arthropoda, Insecta, Hymenoptera, Figitidae. The transcript has 2 exons. Gene Ontology annotation, molecular function: nucleic acid binding. Gene Ontology annotation, biological process: DNA integration. The coding region runs from base 1 to 3594 and encodes 1197 amino acids. The record is from RefSeq and is a predicted model, not a curated record.